Messenger RNA from Hemicordylus capensis (graceful crag lizard), 3372 nucleotides. RefSeq names its product proprotein convertase subtilisin/kexin type 7 (gene PCSK7). Gene Ontology annotation, molecular function: serine-type endopeptidase activity. Lineage: Eukaryota; Metazoa; Chordata; Lepidosauria; Squamata; Cordylidae. The record is from RefSeq and is a predicted model, not a curated record. The transcript has 16 exons. Bases 257 to 2659 code for a protein of 800 amino acids. Gene Ontology annotation, biological process: protein processing. Gene Ontology annotation, cellular component: Golgi membrane; trans-Golgi network.
UUGCAGGGCGGAGACGGCGCCGGGGCAGGCCGGGGGGUCGGAGCCGCGGGAGCUGCUGGGGCGGGCGGGCGGGCUGGGGCUGCGGCGGCUGCUGCUGCUGCUGCUGCCGCCGCCGGACGUGACGCGCCGCCUCCCUCCCUUCCUCCCUCCCUCCCUCUUCCUCUGCCGGCGGCGGCGGCUCUUCCGGCUCUUCGCGUCCUGCCGGGGGCUCCUCCUGGGCCGGCUCCAUGCGGGCCCCUGCGCGCUUGCUUGUCGGAUGCCGCCGUGGAGGGGGCAGGAGCCAUCAUGGAGGGCUGUGAUGGAGGCCGGGUUGUGUGUCCACACGUGCCUUUGGCUGCUCCCAGCCUGGAUCCCUUUGCUGCUGCUGCUGCUGCCGCUGCCCAGCAGACUUGCCUAUGGGGCAGGACUGCCGCCUGGGGUGGAGCCCUGUGGGGGGGCAGCCCCUUGCCCCGGGCAGCUGACGUGGGCCGUGCACCUGGCUGUGCCCAAGAGCGCCACUCCCUCGGAGGAGCAGCUGGACCGGCAAGCAGACCAACUGGCCCAGGAGGCUGGCCUGGUGAACCUGGGCCGGAUCGGGGAGCUCCGGGGCCAUUACCUCUUUGGCUACCGGCCAGCAGGCCGUGAGGAGCCGGGCCUGGCGGCCAUCCAGCACUCGGCCGCGGCCGUCUUUGCCCAGCACGACAGUGUGAGGUGGCACGCCCAGCAGCGGCUGCUGAAGCGCUCCAAGCGCGGCCUGCACUUCAACGACCCCAAGUUCCCGCAGCAGUGGCACCUGAACAACGACAAGAGCCCCGGGAUGGACAUCAACGUGACGGGCGUGUGGGAGAGAAACGUGACGGGCCGGGGCGUGACGGUGGUGGUGGUGGACGAUGGCGUGGAGCACACCAUCCAAGACAUCCAGCCCAACUACAGCCCUGAAGGCAGCUACGACUUGAACUCCAACGACCCUGACCCCAUGCCCCACGCAGACGAGGAAGACGGCAACCACCAUGGGACCCGCUGUGCUGGUGAAAUCGCGGCCGUUUCCAACAACAGUAUCUGUGCCGUUGGAGUUGCCUACGGGAGCCGGAUCGCAGGGAUCCGUGUGCUGGACGGGCCGCUCACUGACAGCAUGGAGGCCGUUGCCUUCAACAAGCACUACCAGAUCAAUGACAUCUACAGCUGCAGCUGGGGUCCAGAUGACGAUGGCAAAACUGUGGACGGUCCUCAUCAGCUUGGCAAGGCCGCCUUGCAGCAUGGUGUGAUUGCCGGCCGCCGAGGCUUUGGCAGCAUCUUUGUGGUGGCCAGUGGCAACGGAGGGCAGCACAGCGACAACUGCAACUAUGACGGCUACGCCAACUCCAUCUACACAGUCACCAUCGGCGCAGUGGACGAGAUGGGCUCCAUGCCCUUCUAUGCGGAGGAGUGCGCCUCCAUGCUGGCGGUGACCUUCAGUGGGGGAGACAAGCUGAUGAGGAGCAUUGCAACCACUGACUGGGAUUUGCACAGGGCAACGGGGUGCACAGAAGGCCACACGGGCACCUCGGCCGCGGCCCCCCUGGCAGCCGGCAUGAUCGCCCUCAUGCUGCAGGCCCGCCCCUGCCUCACCUGGCGGGACGUCCAGCACAUCAUCGUCUUCACGGCCACGAAGUACGAAGACCACCGGGCCAGCUGGGACACCAACCAGGCCGGACUCAGCCACAGCCACCAGCACGGCUUUGGCUUGCUCAACGCCUGGAGGCUGGUCAACGCGGCCAAGGUCUGGGAGUCCGUCCCCUACUUGGCCUCCUACGUCAGCCCCACUUUGAGGGAGAGCCAAGCCAUCCCUCUGGAGCCCCAGCAGCUGGAAGUCUCCUGGAAUGUCACAGAAGCUGACCUGGGGCUGUCGGGCAUGCGCACCCUGGAGCACGUGGCCGUGACAGUCACCAUCAGCCACCCUCGACGCGGCAACCUGGAGAUCCGCCUCCUCUGCCCCAGCGGCAUGGAGUCCGUGAUCGGGACCGCGCGCAGCAUGGACUCAGAUCCCAACGGCUUUGUGGACUGGACCUUCUCCACGGUGCGCUGUUGGGGUGAGGCGGCCCAGGGCACCUACCGCCUCGUGGUCCGUGAUGUGGGGGACGAGCUGCUGCGAGGAGGAGGAGUGCUGGAGCAGUGGCAGCUGACGCUCUACGGCUCCUCGUGGGCCCCGGCCGAGAUCCAGGCGCGGCAGAGGCUGCUGGAGGAGGCCAUGAGCGGCCGGUUCUUGGACAGCAGCUUCUCCUUGCCUUGCCCGCCCGGCCUGCAGAUCUCGGAGCAGGAGCCCUACACCAUCAGCACCAACACCCUCAAGACCCUGAUGCUCUUGGGCUGCUUUGCCGUCUUCUGGACCAUCUACUACAUGCUGGAGGUGUUUCUGACCCGCCGCCACCUGGCCUUUGACCUGGCAGCCUGCAGCGGCGCCAGCGGCUGCCCCUGGUCCUUGCAAGGCAGGACGGCUGCAAGCCUGGAGGACGGGACCCAGAGGGAGGAGGCCAUCCCCCUCUACGGGGGCAAGGACGGGGAGCUGGAGGUCGAGCCCCUCCUGCCCAGCGUGGGGGGCCAGGAGGACGAGGAGGAGGAGCAGGGCCGCCUGGCCUUGGGCAGGGAGCGCUGCCUCACCCAGGGCUUGCUGAGUGCUGACCGAGAGCCCCAGGGGUGCUGACCGGACUGGAGCCCACCUCCUCCGCUCCGAGGAGAGGCGGGGCCGAGGCGAGCGCCGUGUCCGAAGGCCCGGCUGGCUCCUGGGUGCAGCUGGGUGCGCUGGCCACCCUCCUCCCUCCAGUCCCGCCGGAGCCGCAGAACUGCUGGGACGUCUCUGCAGAGCCUCUCCUGGGGGCUGCCCCCCCCCCCAGCCGCUGCUGGCCAUCACCGAGGCUGGGCUGGAGGCGCCCCCUUCUCGCCUUUGAGGAGCGGGCAGGGCCCUGUCUUGCUGCCUUCUGUUGCUGCCGGCUGGGGAAUCCGCUGCUCAGCGGCCGGCCGCAGCUGCCUGGCCUGUCUUCUGCCUUUGCCCGCCUGCCUGCCCCGCCACUGAGGAAGGGCAAAGGGGGGAGGGCUCCUGGGCCUGCCCCAUGGCUGCAAUGCCCUCGCCUCCGCCGUACGCCUGAGGGGGCCGGGCCCGGAGGAGGGCAGUGGGGCACCUUCCCUCAGGAGCUCCGCGCGGAGCAGUGCUUGGCUGGCAGCCCCCGCAUGAGCUGCUCCCCUGCUUGCCCGGGGCGACCCACCGCUGUGAGGAGGCGGCCGCAGCUGGGGGUUCCUGCAGGGGCCUUGGCUGCCUCUCCCCAAGUCUUCACCCUGCCUGGGUUCUGUCUGUUCGUUCUUUUCUAAACAGCAGAAUUUGUCUUUGCAGCUUUCCAGAAUAAACGAAUUAAAGCCCAA